Bradysia coprophila is the source of this 1862-nucleotide messenger RNA. It is a transcript of the gene Cyp40, whose product is annotated as Cyclophilin 40. Gene Ontology annotation, cellular component: cytoplasm; mitochondrion. NCBI's taxonomy places the organism in Eukaryota, Metazoa, Arthropoda, Insecta, Diptera, Sciaridae. Gene Ontology annotation, biological process: protein peptidyl-prolyl isomerization; protein folding. The record is from RefSeq and is a predicted model, not a curated record. Gene Ontology annotation, molecular function: peptidyl-prolyl cis-trans isomerase activity; protein binding; cyclosporin A binding.
AAGUAUGUUUUUCUUUUUGCUGUUCUGUGAUGUUAUUGUGGUAGAUUUCCAUUGUUUGUAUAAUGCGAUAAAUUUCAUUUUUUGUUGCAAAAAAAAUAAUAAUUUAUUUUUACGCGAGUGUGUUCAACAUUUUUAUAUUUAAACCAACAGCAAAACCAUCCAGAAAUGGUAUUAAGGGAAAAGGUAUCGAAUGCCAGCAAUCCAAUUGUGUAUCUGGAUAUCCGUAUUGGACACGAAGACGUCGGUCGGUUGAUAAUUGAACUGCGGUCGGAUGUCGUUCCUAAGACGGCUGAGAAUUUCCGUGCCUUAUGUACAGGCGAAAAGGGAAUCGGAACAUUCGGUAAGCCCCUACACUACAAAGGUACCAAAUUCCACAAAGUCCAAAGACUUUUCAUGGUACAAGGGGGAGACCUAGUAUCUGAUGAUUGUGGAUCCGGUGGCGAGAGUAUAUACGGACCAUUUUUCGAAGAUGAAAAUUUUAUUCUACCGCAUGACGCUGGUGCGGUUAGCAUGGCCAAUUUUGGAAAGCCCAAUACCAACAAUUCUCAAUUUUUUAUAACGUCCGAUGAGUGCUUCAAUUUGGAUGGAACGAAUGUGGUUUUUGGCUAUGUUCUUCGGGGUCAAGGCAUAAUCACUGAAAUGGAGAAAUUCGCGACAAAUGACGCUCAACCGACGAGGGACAUUGUCAUUGUUGACUGUGGUGAAAUACGUGCUGGCGAAGAUUGGAACUAUUGUGACAAUGACGAAACCGAAGACAAACUACCACCAUUUCCACUCGAUUGCCUGGAUAUACAGACCGAUGUAAAUGUGGACGACAUACUGAAAACGCUGAACUCAAUUAAGAAUGCGGGAAAUUACUUUUUCAAACUGAAACGGUAUGCCGAGGCGAUCCACAAAUACAACAAGGCCGAACGGUACUACACUUUCUACAAGAAGAAGUGUAAACUAUCCGCAGAGGACAGAGCACAACUGGAAUCGUUUUACGUAGCGAUUUCAUUGAAUUGUGCGGCAGUUGAACUGAAAUUGUCCAACUAUGUGGAGGCGAAAAAUGCUUGCAAUUCGGUUCUACAGUUGGACAAAUCCAAUUCGAAGGCAUUGUUCCGUCGCGGUCAAGCCGAAAUUGCGUUGAAAAAUUAUGACGAAGCACUGAAAGACCUGUCCAGGGCACAUACGCUGUCGCCGGGUAGUACAAUUAUUUUAAAUGAAUUUGAACGCGGAAAGAAGUUUUGGCUGGAUUAUCAUUCGGAGCAGAAGGAAAUCUACAGGAAUUUGUUCAAAUAGAUUUGAACGGUUGCCGUAGCGGAGAUGGAUCUCCGUAUUUUUUAGUUUUUGUUUUUAGUUUGUUAAAUCUUACGUCGUACCUGCUAAUCGUCUGAGACAACAUGGAAUACGAGAACUCAAUUCCUCAAGUGUAAUUUCCCUUUUCAAAUGACUAUGCCAUUCUGCUACCGUAACCAAAGGUGUAAAAUUAGAGAGGAUUGUUCGAAAAAACGAUAAAAAAUACCUGAACCGAUCGACAUUUUUAUCGGUUUUUUGGUUUUAAAAGUCUUAUUCGAGUCGAAUCGGUUUUCGAUAACUUUCGUCGUGUUAGCGAGCCAUGGGUGUCAAAAGUGUUCAGGAUCGGUUUUCGUAUUCGAAAAAUGGCCUCUACACCUCUAGUGUAAUAUUAUUAAGACAAUGAGAGUGGUGCAUGCGUGGCGAUUGCCAAUUAUUUUUUUGUUUAAUUUGUUCAAGAGUUACACAAACUGAUGGGUCAGUGAAUUGUGUGAAAAUUUUUGCUGAUCUUUGGAAUUUUAAUCGCUGACCACUCAGUGAUGAGUGAAAUUGGUGAAUUCGUAUCUAUUAAAGGAAGAGCGAACUUA